CUUUUACGCCACAGCUACAAGUGAUUUCAAGAAAGAAAUACUCAGAAAUGACAUUUUAAGCAAUUACUUUUCUUUUUAUAUGUCCUCCAUCAAGAAAAAUUAAAGCCACAAGAACAAGUUAAAAACACAAUUUCCAUUGUUGGCCCCCACAGAUAUUCACCUCACCAAAUCUGGCCUUCUGCUAUAAGUUUGGACACCCCUGGAUUAGAUCAUUUUUGUUUCUGCCCCGCAAAAGGCCUGAUUAUAACAUGCUCCUGUAAUUAGCAGACAUCCCACAUCUGAGGUUGAGAGGUUCAAUUCCUGUGUUCAUUUUAAGAAACAUACAUCCUGUGGGUAAGGCAGACUGCAGUGUGAGAUGUGCCUCACUUUGAUCUUUAAAUACCCUCUAACGUUAAGGCACGCUCAAUGACUUUGAUUUUUUUCUCUGUGACUUCUGGGUAAAAUGCAGACGCUCCCUUGAGUGUGUGGCAGCAAAGAAUGCACGAACACCUAUCCUUUUUUUUUUCUUCCUCCAACACCACCACCAUCUGUCCUUUUCUUCCAUUUCAUGUGCUCAAGCAAAAUCCACACCCCUCUCAUAGCAACAGCACGCCGCCGCCGCCCCCGCGCCUUGCAGUGGAUUUUUUUUCCCUGUUCUCCUUCCUCCCCCUGAAUCUGCGCCUCGCACUAUGCAGACGGUCCCUUGGCCCUGCCUGGCGGUUCGCUGGUCCCCCCCUCCCCCAUCAGCCGUGCUCCUGUUUCACUCAAAGAUGGCGGCGGCUCUAGAGCCACUGGUCUCUGGCUGCAUUUUUAGCCUUGUUGUUGUCUUCGCUUCGCACGCUCCGGGCACCUUUUUGGCGGCGGCUUGACACGUCUCGCUAGCAAGGAGCAGCGGAAAUCGGCUCGGAGGUAGUGUCAUCUGCUGAAGUGCAGGAAGGAAGAAGGUGUUCGCCCCGACUGCUUCCUGGAGUGACAUAUCUGUUUUGUCCCUGUGCUGAUAUUUUUAUAUAAAAAAGGGGGAGCACAAAAGAACAGGAGGUGAAUGCAGGCGGGAGGAAAGUGGAACGCCGGGAUCCACCAGGACGAUUUUAUUUUUCUCUGUCUCUGUAACAUGAAUUUCAUGUUCUGAAGACGAAGCUCAUCCUUUCUACCCCACUUAAAGACCUCAUCAGCCAGCGGUCGGAGCCAAGUUUGACUCUUCUUCAAACUUAAAAGUACAAAGAAAGAUAAUCCAGAGGUGUAUCUUCAGACGUCUUCCUUCCCGCACUGCUCCGAUUUUUCACCGGGCCUUCUUUGCCUGGCUGGGAGUUUACGGAGUGGAGGGUUGACGGAGGGAGCUUGUGCUAUGAUCAGCUGCUCCUUUCCGUGCUGCUCAUACUCGGCUUCUGAGGGACUCUCAGUUCGACCCCAGGACAAGGGAUAGUAAGCAGGUAGAGGGCUCGCAAGAGGACGAGGCGGCGCUACGGCGCAGGCCCAGGUGUUUCCUUGGCUUCUGAUCCCAUUGUUUUGAGCGCAGGAAAGCCUUUAGGGCUGCUGCACCCACCAAGACUGCAGCCAUGGUGAAGCUGGCAAACCCAGUGUACACCCAAUGGAUCUUGGAGGCCAUCAAAAAGGUGAAGAAGCAAAAGCAGCGACCGUCGGAGGAGCGGAUCUGCAAUGCCGUCUCCAUGUCCCAUGGUUUGGACCGUAAAACCAUCCUAGAGCAACUGGAGCUCAGCGUCAAGGAUGGUACCAUUCUUAAGGUCACCAACAAGGGACUGAACUCCUACAAAGACCCGGAUAAUCCCGGACGGUUGGUUCUGCCGAAGCCUAAAGGUGGAGGCAGCUCUGGAGGAGGCAGUACUGCAGCGUCGACGGCGGCAGCACCGGCAGGAGGUGGAAGUGGCGUCGGCAGCAGCUCAAGCAACAGUGCGUCUCAUUCGGGGAAGAAGCCGGGUCUAGACUGGAACAAGCUCAUCAAACGUGCGCUGGAAGGACUCCACGAGCCAGAAGGGUCCAGCCUGAAGAACAUCGAGCGGUUCCUCAAGUGCCAGGCGGACGUGGCGGCCUACCUGUCGGGCAGCGGGUCCAUGGGGCCGGGCCUCUUCCACCAGCAACUGAGGGUCGCCCUGAAGAGGGCCGUGGCCCACGGACGCGUGGCCAAGCAGGGGCCGCUAUUCCAGCUGAUCAGCCGCAGCAGCUCCCUGGACGACGGCACCGGGACGGUUUCUCUGGAAUCACUGCCACCUGUCCGCUUGCUGCCACACGAGAAAGACAGGCCGGUGGCGGAGCCCAUCCCCAUCUGCAGCUUCUGUUUGGGCACCAAGGAGCAGAACCGGGACAAGAAACCGGAGGAGCUCAUCUCCUGCGCCGACUGCGGCAACAGUGGCCACCCGUCCUGUCUGAAGUUCUCCCCGGAGCUCACGGCGCGAGUCAAGGCUCUGUGGUGGCAGUGCAUCGAGUGUAAGACCUGCAGCAGCUGUCAGGAUCAAGGAAAGAAUGCGGACAACAUGCUCUUCUGUGACUCCUGUGACCGGGGCUUCCACAUGGAGUGCUGUGACCCUCCACUCACGCGGAUGCCUAAAGGUAUGUGGAUUUGCCAAAUCUGCCAACCCAGAAAAAAGGGAAAGACUCUUUUACACGAAAAGGCAGCGCAGAUCAAACGGCGCUACAACGCACCACUGGGCCGGCCAAAGUCCAGGCCGGGGCGGCCCUUCAAAAAGCUUGGGGGGCGGGGCCGCCGGAAGCGCUCAGUCUCGGCCAACUCCUCUUCCAGCUCCUCUUGUGAGGGAUACCCCGGCGACGACCGGCUACUCUUCUCCAUGCGAGGCGACGACGAGCAGAGCGGCCUGCGCUACAACAGCAAGACCAAGGGCCUCAUCGAUGCCCUCACCAAGUUCUUCACGCCGUCGCCAGAGGGCCGCAAGGCCCGCCAGGAGGUGGUGGACUACUCGCAGCAGUGUCGCAUUCGAAAGAAAUCAAGCCGCAAAGGAGAAGAGGAGGACAGGGGAGGUGAGGAAAGUGGGCGUGACCGGUCCGCCCGACCCUCAGAUGCGCUGCCCGGCGGUCAUCGAGUUCGGCAAGUUUGAAAUCCAGACCUGGUAUUCGUCUCCCUACCCGCAGGAGUACAGCAGACUUCCAAAGCUGUACUUGUGUGAGUUCUGCCUUCGCUACAUGAAGAGUCGCAGCAUCCUCUACCAGCACAUGAAGAAGUGCAGCUGGUUCCACCCUCCUGCCAAUGAGAUCUACAGGAAAGACAAUGUCUCUGUGUUUGAGGUUGAUGGAAACGUGAGCACAAUCUACUGUCAGAACCUGUGCCUGCUGGCCAAGCUGUUCCUGGACCACAAGACCCUGUACUACGACGUGGAGCCGUUCCUCUUCUACGUCCUCACGCAAAACGACAGCAAGGGCUGCCAUCUCGUGGGCUACUUCUCCAAGGAGAAGCACUGUCAGCAGAAAUACAACGUAUCAUGCAUCAUGAUUCUUCCACAGUACCAGCGCCAGGGCUACGGACGUUUCCUCAUCGACUUCAGCUACUUGUUGUCGAAGCGGGAAGGGCAGCCCGGGUCUCCUGAGAAGCCUCUGUCCGACCUGGGCCGGCUGUCCUACAUGGCCUACUGGCGCAGCGUCGUGCUGGAGUGUCUUCACGAGCUGCGGGACCGGCAGAUAAGCAUUCGGCAGCUUAGCAAGAUGACAGCGAUCUGCCCGCAGGACAUCACCUCCACCCUGCACAGCCUGGGCAUGCUGGAGCAGCGAGGAGACGGACUUGUGUUGGUGCGAAGAGACAAGGUUGUGGCCAACCACAUGGCCCGCCUAAAGGCACGGCCGCGGCAGCUGGAGGUGGACCCCGAGUGCCUGCGCUGGACUCCAGUCAUCGUGACUAACACGGUGGUCUCUGACGCCGACGGAGACGACGACGAUGAGGAGGAUGAAGAACCAGAGGGGGACAAUCGCAAGGAUGUCAAACCGAGUCACAACUUUUCAUCGUCCGCCUGGCAUAUCCAGCAAGCGAGGACCAAGGAUGAGGAGGACGAAGACGACGAGGAGGACGACAGGAAGGGAUUUUUGGGGUUUCCCGUCGGUCAAAGCUCCCCGGCCUCCCCUCCCGCCCGCUCUCAAGCAGCUCUGUCCGAUCAGCCGCGGCCCUUUCUGCCCGCAAACGGAGAGCGCCGCCCACGCGGGCGCCCGCCCAAGAACUGGCCUUGGGGCAAACUGAACAACAGCCCGCGCGUCGGGCGCCCGUCCAAGAUCCGCCCCAUGGACGACAAGGACGAUGACGACGACGAGGAGGAUGAAACCACCAUGGAGGGGAAGCCGUCCUCGUCCUCCAGGAGCCCUCCGUCCCUUUUCUCCUUGGAUCGCCAAGCGGACUCGCCGGGCUUUCAGGCGCUGAACAUGGCCCGGCACCCCUCAAUAACCCCCACCCGGAGGGGCCGCCCCCCCAGAAAAAAGAGAGGCCCAAAGCCCCGACUGGCAGACGGAGAGGGACUAGCGUCGAUCUCCAUGAUGUCGCGGUUGACCGACGGCCUGCCUGUCCGACGGAGCCACUUCAGUGAGAGCAGCGAGGAGGAGGAGGAUGAAGAUGAGGAGGAGAACCGAGCGUGCUCCCCGCCCAUCCUCACAAAGACCGCCAUGGGCCUCAAAUGCAAGAAGCCCCUGAAGAGGCCUCGCUUUCGCAGUCGCAGCCACCCUCAGAGCAGCGUGGUAACUGAGACCAUCUCUGAAACCACAGAGGUGUUGGAUGAGCCCUUCGUGGACUCAGACUCCGAGCGGCCCAUGCCCCGACUGGAAGAGGAGCCGUCCCUGGGGCACCCGAUGCGCCGCUACCCCCCAGCAAGAUCCGCGCUGAUGUUAUCCGAUCCUCCGUCCAAGAGAGGCCGCCUUUCCAACUUCUCUGACUCGGAGGAAGAUGAGCUCACACCGAUGCUGAAGCCGGUAGCUUCUCUGGCUGCAGCGCCAUCAGAGAUGGUGGAGGCCAACCCAGAUGCACCAGUCAAGAAGAAGAAGGGCUGGCCAAAAGGAAAGAGCCGCAAACCGCUGCAGUGGAAGAAGCAAGGACCGGGAAAGUCACCCAGCGAAGCCUUCGGCCACCAAACAUCUGGAGAAGGCCUCGGCGCCGGCGGGGACUGUGAUCAGCCCAAAAUCAAAAUGAAGCCGGGCCGGAAACCCCGGAGCUGGUACCUGCAGCGAGCUCAGGAGGAGAGCGAGAGGGAGGACAAGGACAGACAACGGUCGCUGGAGCAACACAAAGACGACGUGAACAAGCGGGCCUGCGGAGCUGACGGAGAUGACAAACCCAAAGACUCCGACGACGAAGACGACUUCUUCUCCAAGCCCACCGAUCUGAAGGUGCCUAAAAGGCGGGGGAGACCGCCCAAGAACCGUGGCCUUCACCAGCCCCCGUCGGCUGCACCCAAACACUCCCCAACCUCUGAACCCGACGAAGAGGAGGAUGAAGACGAAGAUGAGGACGCCGAGAGGACCUGGGGUGAAGACAAACACAGUCAAGCGCCGCCUCACCCCCUGCUGUCCCCCUCGUCAAACGCCGGAGCGCGCGCUCUGAAGUCGCUGCCUCAUGAUGCCGAUGUGGGUGACAGGGAGGAGGACGAGGAUGAAGACAGGGAGGAAGAGGAGUGCGGAGGCGGAGGAAGCAGCAGGCGGGCGGCAGUCCCAGCAGGAGCAGGAAGUAGGCGGAGUGAAGACCACGACGCUGAUGAUGAAGGAGACGGACGCCUGGAGGACAAGAGCAGCAGCAAGAAGAGGAAAAGUCAACACUCGGACGAUGACGAAGACGACGAUGAAGAGGAGGACGAGCCCGCAUCACAAGCGAACUCGCCUCCAGUGAAAGAGGAACCACAAGCAGGAGAGGCUUUUUUAGACUUGGAGAACAGCGUGGCCCGGGACCGCGUCAGCAAGCAGGAGGAGGAGGAGGAGGAGGAAGAUGGUGAGGAGGAAGUGCAGCAGGUCAAAGGUCAGUCCUCCUCAGCUGAUCCUCAGCAGGAAGAGAGGCGGCGCCGGGAGCAGGAGGAGUCGGCUGCAGCCGCCGCCGCCGUGGAGACGGUCACGGCCAUGUCUGUUCCCUCUGAGCCUCUGCCGCUGCAUCCAGACGACAAGGACAUCACACUGCUGAUGGAGACCCAGCACCCCCACCAGCACUCCGACUUCAAAGAGGAGCUGGGCCACCAUCACCAACACCACCCGCACCACCACUCCAACGAGCUGGACCUGGAGACCAUGCAGGCUGUGCGCUCCCUGACUCACGGGGAGGCACAGGAAGAAGAGAGCGAGCCGCAGCCGCACCACGGCACCUACCAGGACUGCGAGGAGACGCUGGCCGCCUGCCGCACGCUGCAGAGCUACAGCCACACGGGGGAGGCCGAGGAGGAGGCCUUAUCUUUGGUGGAGGAUUGCGGGGCGUCGCAGCACAGCAGCCCCAUGCCCAACCCACCGGUACCCCCCCUGCCCGGUCAGUCCGUUCGCUCAGUCAACAGCCCAGCGCUGCCCCCCGGCAUCGUGGACACGACUCCCACAGGGCAGCGGGGAGGAACGCCGGGUCCCACGGGCUCCAGCGCCAAUAGCGGCAGUGCUGUAAGUGGCUACACCCAGAUCACGCCGGAACAUUCUGGCUCUCUGUCGGCCCCCUCCCAGCAGAACAUAGAGACUUCUCCCAUGAUGGACGUGCCUUCGGUUUCGGACCACUCCCAGCAGGUGGUGGACAGCGGCUUCAGCGACCUGGGCAGCAUAGAAAGCACUACAGAGAACUACGACAACCCCAGCAGCUACGACUCCACCAUGGGCGGCGGGGGCAGCGGAACGGGCAACGGGGGGAACGGAGGGGGGAUGUCAGCCGCUGUAGUGGCAGGUGCUCCCUCAGCUUCGUCCUCCUCUUCGUCGUCCUCUUCCUCCUCUAGCUCCGCCCCUCCGUCCUCCUCCGCUCAGUCAAACAGCUGCUCGUUCGUCCAGGCGCCAAGCCUGCCAUCUUCCACGGGAAACGGUGGCGCCCAGCUCGGGAUGGGCAGCUGCAGCCUUAUCCAGCAGACCGGACCAGGCCCCACCACUGGACCGGGCGGCACCAACAUAGGGGGCGCCGUGCCCCAGCCGCCGCCACCCCCACCACCUUCCAACACACCCAACUGUGGGAUCAAGUCCCCACAGAGCUGUGGCGUGAUCGAGAGGCCCCCCAGCACCAACCAGCAGCAGCCACAGGCACAAAAAAAGGUCCCCCAACAACCCCCCCAGCAGCAAGCCCCCAACCCUCAACCCCCACCCUCGGCUCCCCCGCCACCGCAGCAACAGGCCUUGCCACAGUGCAGCAUGGGAAACGGCUUCGCCACCACACCCAUGAUCAUGGAGAUUCCAGACAGCGGGGGCGGGGCAGGGAGCCGGCCCAUCUAUGAGCGCAUGGGACAAGACUUUGGGUCUGGGGGCUACCCCCAGCCCUCCUCCUUCAGCCUGGCCAAACUCCAGCAACUCACCAACACCAUCAUGGACCCCCACGCCAUGCCCUACUCUCACUCUGCCUCCGUCACCUCCUACGCCACCAGUGUCUCCCUGUCCAACCCAGGCCUGGCCCCCUCGCCCCACACUCCUCUUCCCCAAGGCCAGCCCACCAUGACCUCCCCCCCUAACCUGAGCUCCGGCACCAUGAACCUGAGCUCUCUGCAGCUGCAGUGCAGCAUGCCCACCACCAACAUCAGCCUGGGACCCCCCCACACGCAGCGGCUGCAGGGCCAGAUGACCACCGUCAAAGGCCACAUCUCCAUCCGCUCCAAAGCUGCUCAGCAGCUGGCCCCCGCCCCACACCAGCAGCAGCUCUACGGCCGCAGCUCCGGAGCCGUGGCCAUGCAGAGUACGCCGCGCACGUUGGCGGUGCAGCGCAGCAUGAUGCCCAACCUCAUGCCUACUCCGGCGCCGUACAACUCCAUGAACAUGGCGCCCCUGAACGCCAUGUCUGCCAGCUACAGGAUGCCCCAGCCCAUGAUGAACAGCAGUUACCACAGCAACCCCGCCUACAUGAACCAGCCGGCCCAGUAUCCCAUGCAGAUGCAGAUGGGCAUGAUGGGAGGGCAGGGCUACCCCCAGCAGCCUAUGCAGCCCAAUCACCACGGCAACAUGAUGUACGCCGGCCCCUCCCACCACAGCUACGCCGGGGUCCCAAAGCAGUCGCCGUACAUGAGCAGAUGAGCAAAGGUGAACAGGAAGCGGAGAUGCCAGGCCAGAGCUAAUGCUCGCCGUACUCUUAAGUGUCAAUUAGUCCUGCCUCCUCACCGGCGCCGCAGCCGCCGCCGCCAGUUCCAGAAAGUCCAGCUGGUUGGAGACUAAGAGCAUGUUUGGAUUUCCUGUUUUUCCACAUACUUUGUCUCUUCAUUUUCUGGGCCUGUCUCCUGCCCUCCUCCGUUUGGCUGGCUGGUUUCAAAGGAGCGGACGGGUUGGAUUUUGGGGGCAGGACAAACCCCAGGGGUGCACGCCCUCCCCCCCGAGGAGUGGAGGAGGACGACGCAGAGUACAGCACUGACUACAAACUAAAGAACAGUUUGAAACUGAAUAUAUUCAACCAUGCACACAAAAAAUUAAAGUAAUAUAGGAAGCCUUACUUUGGAGAAAAAGAGACGAUGAAACACUGAAGGCGGACUGUCGUUUUGUUAAACAUAUUGUUAAAUCUUAUUUUUGUUGUCGUUUUUUGAAACUCUGGUGUGCAGUCUGACCUCAUACGCUUUUGUCUUUAUAUGUGUGACAUUCGGAGACACCCAAUCACUCUGAAGGAACCCAAACAUUUCGGAGGCCGUUCAGCUUUCGCGGAAAAGCCUCGACGCUGGGCCCCCUUCGCCGCUCCCAGCCUCGGUCUUCCUUCCAUGGACGGUGUAGAACCAAAAACACAGCAAAGGCACAGCAGGAGAUGAGCGUGUUACUGUCUUAUACAUCCAAAAACAUCAAAAAAAGAAAAAAAAAAAGAGCAAGUAGCAUUAUUUUCCAGUUUGCCGCCACUCUAAAAUGUUUAGAUGUAAAUAUUCUGGUACUUCCCAAUACUCAGCACACACACAUAAACACACAUUCAGCUCUUUUGUCCACACUCCGCUGACAGAUGGUGGGUUUUUUUCCACGGAAAAAAACAGACACCUCCAGUGUUAGAGGCGUUUGCCCUGAAAUGGGGCGUUUUGUUCAACUGUAAGUGUUUAUGUUUCUGCUCUCCUAUAGACUAGACAACGGCAGCGGUCAGUCGGCCUUUGUGAAAGGUGUGCCUCCAUGCCUGAACUAGUGCGCGGUCUGGCCCUCGGAGAGGAAGCAGGGUCAGAGGCGAGGUCCCGUCUGGUUUCGCCGUUUUCCGCGGUUGAUCUCGUACCAGUAUUCAAAGUCAAAAGAGACAGUUUUUUUUAUUUUAUGUUAUUUUAUUUUACGUUCACAGACCUGACAUGCAUACUUUCUUUGUGUGUAUCGCUGCGUUCUGUACUUCUGUCGUCGUUUCUUUUCUGAAUUUUCUCAGACCGGGCAGCUUUCUUUUAUGACACAAGCUGACUCUUUUUGACUUUAGAAACUUAUUGUAGAGCAAAUGUUUUUUCUAUAAUAUAAAAAAAAGAAAUUCUGACAUUGAUAUUGGUACUGUCAUUUUUUUUCCACUUGUGUUUCAGGAAACAACAACGACAAAAAAAAACGACAUAUUUUUUAGCUCGCCUCUUGGGUAAUAAUUACUAAAGAAAGUCGAAAUGUAAAAAAAAAAAGAAAAAAAAUCACCACUCACUUUUAGUGACUUUAAGAUGCCUUUAACCUUUCCAUUCCAUCUCAUCUCUAGAGUUUUUCUAUCUUUGUGUAGUAUAUUAAUGCUAUUUUAAACAAAAAGGACUACAAAUAUCUAAAGGUCACUCGGCAUUCUUUCCUUUUUUUUUGUUUUUUUACUUGUGUGUGUGCGCGUGUGGAUGUGUGUGUGUGUGUGUAUAGGAUGAUUCCUUACAUUUAAGAGGCAUGUAAAAAUGAGCUCAGUAUAUUUGUCUGUUUAUAUUGCUUCCCUUUUUGUAUCCUUUGUAAUUGUACAUGUUGCGUUUUAUGCUAAGAGAGAGCGCAAAACAAAAAAGGGUGGUGAGGUGUCGGCUGAGCGCUCGGCGAAAGGUGGAGGUGCGCUCGGCUCUCCUCUCUCCCUGUAUGUUUUUUUUUUUUGUUUGUUUUUUCCCAAUUUGUUUUUUUUUCUUUCUUUCUUAGCAAGUACUUUCAAAGAACUCUGUACAUUUUAUCAUAAAAUGAAAAUAAAUUAUGUUGAGCCAU
Molecule: messenger RNA, 10212 nt
Organism: Oryzias melastigma (Indian medaka)
Lineage: Eukaryota; Metazoa; Chordata; Actinopteri; Beloniformes; Adrianichthyidae
Gene: kat6a
Product: K(lysine) acetyltransferase 6A
Biological process (GO): regulation of DNA-templated transcription; nucleosome assembly
Cellular component (GO): MOZ/MORF histone acetyltransferase complex; nucleosome
Molecular function (GO): DNA binding; histone acetyltransferase activity
Source: RefSeq, a predicted model, not a curated record